This is a messenger RNA of Monoraphidium neglectum, 402 nucleotides long. RefSeq lists its product as hypothetical. NCBI's taxonomy places the organism in Eukaryota, Viridiplantae, Chlorophyta, Chlorophyceae, Sphaeropleales, Selenastraceae. The coding region runs from base 1 to 402 and encodes 133 amino acids. Gene Ontology annotation, molecular function: ATP binding; cyclin binding; cyclin-dependent protein serine/threonine kinase activity. The transcript has 4 exons. The record is from RefSeq and is a predicted model, not a curated record. Gene Ontology annotation, cellular component: cytoplasm; nucleus; cyclin-dependent protein kinase holoenzyme complex. Gene Ontology annotation, biological process: regulation of gene expression; signal transduction; G1/S transition of mitotic cell cycle.
AUGGAGCGGUACGAGAAGCUGGAGCGCGUGGGGGAGGGCACGUAUGGCGUGGUGUACAAGGCCCUGGAUCGCGUGACUGGGGCCAUCGUGGCCCUGAAGAAGAUCAGGCUCGAGCAGGAGGAGGAGGGCGUCCCCAGCACCGCGAUCCGCGAAAUUUCGCUGUUGAAGGAGCUGAACCACCCAAACGUUGUGAGGCUGCAUGACGUCAUCCAUGCUGACCGCCGGCUGUACCUGGUGUUUGAGUACCUGGACCUGGACCUCAAGAAGCUCAUGGACGGCAUGCCGGGGUUCAGUGCGGACACGCGGCUCAUCAAGGCGCGCGCGGCGCGCGGGGGCCCGGCCCGGGGAGGCCCGGGGCGCAUUUGGGGACUGGGGUUUGACUGCUCGUUGACCGCUCUUUGA